Molecule: messenger RNA, 1292 nt
Organism: Morus notabilis
Lineage: Eukaryota; Viridiplantae; Streptophyta; Magnoliopsida; Rosales; Moraceae
Product: diacylglycerol O-acyltransferase 2D
Exons: 5
Coding region: 132-1085 (317 amino acids)
Biological process (GO): triglyceride biosynthetic process
Cellular component (GO): endoplasmic reticulum membrane
Molecular function (GO): diacylglycerol O-acyltransferase activity
Source: RefSeq, a predicted model, not a curated record
UUAAAAAUCACCAUAACCAAACAAGUCUAGAGAAGUUUGGAAGAAGAAGAAGAAGAAGAAAGAUUCAUCCAUUCCUUUGCUUUGCUUUCCUAGGAAUCUUAGAUGACUGAAAACUGACAAGUUAGAAGGAGAUGAGUAUGAAGGUGUUCAGAGGAGGAUCUUCUUAUUCUUACUCAUCUCUCUUAAAAACUCUGGUGGCCAUCUCCAUAUGGCUCGGAAGCAUUCACUUCAACGCCCUUCUGCUCCUCCUCUCUCUUUUCUUCCUUCCUCUUUCCUACUCUCUCCUGGUAUUGGGAUUGCUGGUGGUGCUUAUGCUGAUUCCAAUCGACGAACAGAGCAAAGUCGGCCAGAGGAUUUCGAGGUUCAUAUGCAGAAACGCCUGCAGCUACUUCCCUCUCACCCUUCACGUCGAGGACAUCGAUGCCUUCCUUCCCGACAGGGCCUACGUGUUCGGCUACGAGCCCCACUCGGUGCUGCCGAUCGGCGUGGUGGCGCUCGCCGACCUCACCGGCUUCAUGCCUCUCCCCAAGAUCAAGGUGUUGGCCAGCACCGCCGUAUUCUACGCGCCGUUCCUGAGGCACAUCUGGACUUGGCUGGGCCUCACGCCCGCCACGAAGGCCAACUUCGUGUCCCUCCUGCGCAGCGGUUAUAGCUGCAUUGUGGUGCCUGGCGGCGUCCAAGAGACCUUUCUCAUGGAACACGGCUCCGAGGUUGCCUUCCUCAACUCCAGAAGGGGAUUCGUCCGCGUUGCCAUGGAGUUGGGCCUGCCCCUCGUUCCCGUUUUCUGUUUCGGCCAGUCGAAUGUUUACAAUUGGUGGAAGCCGAGGGGGAAGUUGUUUCUCAAGUUCUCAAGGGCUAUCAAGUUCACCCCUAUUUUCUUCUGGGGAAUAUUUGGAUCUCCUUUCCCCUACAGACGCCCAAUGCAUGUGGUGGUCGGAAAACCAAUUCCACUCACCAAGAAUCCGCAACCCACCACCGAAGAGGUCUCUCAAGUGCAUGCUCAGUUUGUUGAACAACUUCAGCAGCUCUUCGAAAAACACAAAACCCGACUUGGCUAUGCCGAUCUUCAGUUGAAAGUCCUCUGAGUAGAUCGAUGUACGAUCAACUAAAUUUAUUUUCUUUGUUAUAGUUAAGAGGAAUAAAACACUAAUACUAACAAAAGCUUCCAGAAAGAUUCUUGGCAGAUAUCCAUGUUCUCUAGGUUCAGAGGAAUAAUAGACUUGCUAAUAAAAGCUUCCAGCUAAAUUUUCGGUAGAUAUUUUUGUUUAGCAGUGUAAACAAAAUCAUGAAUG